UUUUCCUUUUAUGCUUGAAAUUAAGAUGAUGUUCCUAUUUUCAUUUAUAUAUACCUCUUUUUCUUUUUACAGUAUGACCACGAUGAUCACCGCUGCCACCAAUUCAACGUGGAACGGAAAUAAGAAAUCGAGAGGAGGUCAAAGACAAGAGAGAGGGUUGGAGUAUGAGCAGGCGAUGCUUCUAUGAACUCUGCUACAUGGAGAUAUAAACAAUGAACUCUUUAACCUCCAAACAAAUAUCGACCAAGGCGAUUCUAAUCGUUGUGGGACUGAUCUAGGUUAAUUGAGCUGUUAAGAGGCUUACUGUGUACUAAGGUAAACUGGGUAGAGGUAUGGGCUCAAAGCCUAUAAAGAUACAUUAGUAUAUCUAUACCAAGUCAAGUACGUAUGUGUGACUAUGUACU
Messenger RNA from Aspergillus pseudotamarii, 404 nucleotides. RefSeq lists its product as uncharacterized. NCBI's taxonomy places the organism in Eukaryota, Fungi, Ascomycota, Eurotiomycetes, Eurotiales, Aspergillaceae. The record is from RefSeq and is a predicted model, not a curated record. Bases 11 to 187 code for a protein of 58 amino acids. The transcript has a single exon.